GAAGAAAACCCGGGGUACAGCACGUAGAAUUAGCCCCGGAUAUAAGCACUUGAAAGCCGGAAGUAGUUUUCGGGCUCUCGACAACAAAGGUCCUCUUCCGGCUCAAUGUCAUGCCUAGCACCUCCUCCCCGCAAUUGAUUGAGGGGUACAUUCUACUUACCGCGGAUAUCAUACCAUCAGCAUGGAUAUAACGUAGAUCCCUCUCCAGCUUCGAAUCUUUAUCUAGCAAAAAACUAUCAACACCAGUUUAUCAAAAUUGGAAAAGUAACAGCUGCCAUGUCAAACACAAAAACCGUCCGGGUCCCCCACCUUGGCGGCAUCGACGCCGCUUACCAAAUGCCAGCUCCGUACGAUAAAUCAAAACCCACCCUCAUCAUGGUUAAUUCCUUCACAACGUCAUCAGAACUCUAUCGCGACCAGUACUCCAACGAAGAUCUUACUUCCAAAAUGAAUCUCAUACCCAUUGAACUCCUCGGUCACGGGCAGACUCGCGCGGAGAACGAGAACUGGACGUAUUGGGACACUGCAGUUAUGAAUGUGCAGGUAAUGGAUGCGUUAGGGAUUCAGAAAGCGUUUGUGUUAGGGACGAGUCAAGGGGGUUGGAUCACAGUUCGGAUGGCUUUGGUGGCACCGAAGAGAGUAGGAGAAUUUCUAACGCAAUGGCAUCAAUUUUUGUUGUUAUUUCCCACUGAUGGAAAAUGGAUCCUAGGCAUCAUCCCAUUAGGCACAUCUCUCGAUUUCGAAUCUGACCGCACGCGCUCCCUGGGAUGCUGGAACGCUCCCGAUCUCCUUACGCCCACCAUCAACGAAUGGACGACCAACGACCAAACUACAGAUUUCCAGCCAAGUGACGAGUAUUGUAACUUCUUGGUUGACAUCGGCUUUGGAAAGAACUGUUCGAAUGAUGUCAGGGAGCUUUGGAAAAAGACGAUCAAAGGCAACUACCAGGGUGACUAUGGAAGGAGAAGGGCACGAAUGGCGGCGAUUAAUUUGAGGGAUAGAGAUGGCUUGCAUAAUAGGCUUUGGGAUAUUAGAUGCCCGGUGCUGUGGCUACAUGUAAGCGUCUCCAUUUUCAGUACAUACCGUCCUUUUCUUUAGUUUCUAGUAUGGUUUCAGCAAUGUGGGGUCCGAACCAGGACUAUCCUGUCUAGAGAGUGUGGUGUGUGCGAAUAUGCCUUCGGGAGAAAACCAGAGGGUUCUACAUUCCUACCCCUGCCCGUUUGUCCAGUAUAGCACCCGUUAUCCCCUCAACAUCUUCGGUACUACGGCGAUAGCGGAUCUCUGGGCUAGUAGAGAGGGCUGAGACGAUAUAGUUGGGUGGAGGGUUUUAGAGGGUAGGAUGGAAGGCAGCUAUUAUGUAGAAGGACAAGAACAAUUCUAGAAGUAUGCUACAAAGAUAUUUA
Molecule: messenger RNA, 1403 nt
Organism: Lindgomyces ingoldianus
Lineage: Eukaryota; Fungi; Ascomycota; Dothideomycetes; Pleosporales; Lindgomycetaceae
Product: alpha/beta-hydrolase
Exons: 2
Coding region: 277-1098 (273 amino acids)
Source: RefSeq, a predicted model, not a curated record